UAUAUAUAUAUAAAGAGAGAGAGAGAGGUUUUUAUUUUUAAGUGGGUCCGCCUCACUUCACAGAGACAGAAACAACUGCAGGCUACCAUCCUUCUGUGUGCUGCUAGCUAACGGUCCAGCUGUUUCCAACUCCUCACUAACUGCACCGUCUCUUCGUCCGUCGAGCUGGAGGGACGCGAACAGCUGAUAGGGAGCAGAUGAACGAGCUGGUGAAAAGCUUACCCUCCCCGACCCUCCCCGGGCUCCAGCUGCCGUGUCUGGACACCCACAGAGGCUGGCUCUUCAAAUGGACCAACUACCUGAAGGGCUACCAGCGGCGGUGGUUCGUCCUCAGCAACGGCCUGCUGUCCUACUACAGGACUCAGGCAGAGAUGGCACACACUUGCCGGGGCACUAUUCCCCUGGCAAAAGCUCACAUCGAGGUGGGUGACACCUGUCACUUUGUGUUAACCAGCGGAGGCCGAAGCUACCACCUGAAGGCCACAUCGGAGGGGGAGUGUCAGAGAUGGGUGUCGGCCCUGCAACAAGCAAAGGCCAAUGCUACCCUCCUUAUUCAUCAUUCAGAUGACUCAGGAGAUGAAACCCCUGUGCCUCAGGAGGACCGUGCCCUCACCCAAGGAGCGCUGAAGUCUCUGGCCACCAAGUUGGAGGAUCUGAGCACAUGUAAUGAGCUGAUCGGAAAGCACGGCGCCGCUCUCCAGCGCUCCCUUAGCGAACUCGAGGACUUGCGUGGGUCCAACGAAGGCACAGACAAAGUGAAAGCCGUUAAUGAGCGAGCCACUCUCUUCCGCAUCACCUCCAAUGCUAUGAUCAAUGCUUGUCGAGACUUUUUGGAUGUGGCAGAAUCUCACAGCCGACGGUGGCAGAAGGCUCUGCACUAUGAGAGAGAACAGCGCCACCAUCUGGAGGAGACCAUCGAACAGUUAGCCAAACAGCACAACAGCCUGGAGAGAGCCUGGAGGGAGAAUCCCACCUCUUACACAGGUGUGGAUCGCUCUCAAGAAGGGGACACGAGUGAUGAAAAUGAAGAGGCGGAGUUCUUUGAUGCAAUGGAGGACGCGCCUUCAUUCAUAACCGUGACUGCUACUGGAAAUAUCCAACACAAGCGCUCAGGCAGUAACCAGAGUAUGAUGAGUGGAGGAGUGCCCAAUGACUGGACUCACAAUGAGAGUGACAACUCUGGCACAAACCAGAUGCAGCUACGAAGAACUAGGCGCAGCCGAAUCCCUGAUAAACCAAACUACUCCCUCAACUUGUGGAGCAUCAUGAAGAACUGUAUCGGAAAGGACCUAUCCAGGAUUCCCAUGCCUGUAAACUUCAAUGAGCCACUGUCGAUGCUGCAGCGUCUGACGGAGGAUCUGGAAUACAGCGAGCUGCUGGACCGGGCGGCUCGCUGUGACUCCUCCCUGGAGCAGAUGUGCCUCGUCGCCGCCUUUUCUGUCUCAUCCUAUUCAACUACAGUCCAUCGCACCUCUAAGCCCUUCAACCCUCUCCUUGGGGAGACUUACGAGCUGGACCGACUGGAGGAGUACGGCUAUCGCUCCAUCUCUGAGCAGGUCAGCCAUCAUCCACCAGCUGCAGCCCACCAUGUGGCAUCAGAACGAGGCUGGACUCUGUGGCAGCACAUUACCAUCGAUAGCAAGUUUCGUGGGAAGUAUAUUUCUGUCGUACCAUUAGGCAACAUUCACCUGCAGUUUCAUUCUAGUGGAAACCAUUAUGUGUGGAGCAAGGUCACAUCAACUGUCCACAACAUCAUUGUAGGGAAACUUUGGAUUGACCAGUCUGGAGACAUUGACAUUGUGAACACCACCACAAAGGACACCUGCCGUCUCAAAUUCUCCCCAUACAGCUACUUCUCCAGAGACGUUCCACGGAAAGUAACGGGGGUAGUGGAGGACGCACAGGGCACAGCCCAUUACAUCCUAUCAGGAACCUGGGAUGACAAAAUGGAAAGUGCAAAAAUUGUGGAGAGCAGCCGGGGUUCUGGAGGCUCGGAGGGAAAACAAAAAACUGUUUAUCAGACUCUGCAACCCAAACUAUUGUGGAAAAAAUAUCCACUUCCAGACAAUGCAGAGAACAUGCACUAUUUCUCUGCCCUGGCACUGACCUUGAAUGAGCCCGAGGAUGGUGUCGCACCAACAGACAGCCGUCUGCGACCGGACCAGCGUCUGAUGGAGGCUGGCUUGUGGGAUGAGGCAAAUAUCGAGAAGCAGCGGCUUGAGGACCAUCAGAGACUGGAGAGGAAAAGAAGGGAGGCGCAAGCUAACCAGGCCCUGGAGGAAGGGCAAGACAUCGAAGGUUACCAGCCAGUGUGGUUCGAGAAGAGAACCAAUGAAAACACAGGAGAAACAUCCUACAUGUACAGAGGCGGCUACUGGGAAGCAAAAGAAAGACAAGACUGGAAUCAUUGUCCUGAGAUCUUUUAGGUAUCAUAGUAAAGAUAGGGGUGAGGGCUCAGGUGAGCAGGUGGCAGAAAUGGAGACAGCUAUUUACAUUUUUAAAGCACAAAACCUCCAGCCUCCACUUCCUGUAUAUAUGUGUUUGAUCUCUGUUCCAGCUGUGCUACCAGGAUGCAUGGCUUCAGUGCUCUGCAGAACCUAUUUAUGUAAGCAGUUUGGGUUCUGUUUGCCUGUCUGCGAGAUGAUUCAGAUUAAGUUUACAAGGAACAAUAUGAGCACUAAAACACACCUAACCAAGAUUGCAUGAUCAUACCUGGGGAUACGGAGUUCUCUCUGCUAUGAGCACUGAAUGUCAUUCUAAUCAAAGAUGGGUACCAGGGGCAUCAGUCUUUGAAAAAGUGAGUCAAAGCCUUCCUCUGUGCUGUAAAGUGAGCAUGAUUUUGUAAUCACUCCUGUUAGUAUAUUUUAUUUUUUCUCAAAAUUGCACAAAUAAGUGGCCUCUAUAAACAAGAACCUCAUUGGAUUUUUUUUUUUUUUUUCAAAUUUGAAUUCCCUGGAAAGUUGAACUGUUUUAUAUUUCUGAACUGUUUACAGAUAAUUAAGGGUACUAUAUUUUAAUGCUAAGGUUUACUAUAAUUUAAUGAACUAUUUUUGUUAUGUAAACAUUAAUCAUUCCAAUUAAAAACCAGACUGUAAGAGUAGAUAAGGAAUUUAUAUGGUUUGUAAACUACUAGAAUUUCUGAGCAAAUUUUUAUUUUUCCUCAUCGCUCUGCACUUUAUCCUCCAGAAUUACAUAUCAAAAAACACAUUUCUGACGUUUUUCAAAAUAAAAAAGUUUAAAAAAAAAUUAUAUAAAAGCAAUUUCAAUUAUAAUGUAAUUUAAAAAAAAAACUUUCUAUCAGACAGAGGGGAAACAGUUUUUUUUUAGAGAAAAACACAAGUGAACCUAUUCUGCUGCAUUUCAAGUCCUAAAAGAACAAUUUGCUUAAAGCUUUCCUAAUGUGACUGUGCCGUUUUAACAGAAAAAUCAAGAACUGCUUAAAAACAAAUAAGCCAGUGAUCUAUAAAUGCAUUGUUGUGUGGAGAUAUAUUAUAUUUAUCCAGAUGAAAUGCUAUUAAUGCUUCACUCCACAGUUUAGUUGAUAGAGCAAUAAAAAUAAAAGGAUUUAUGAUAAAAUAUCUAUGAAAGAAGAGCCUUGUCUCAGAUGAUAGGAGCAGUAUAAUCUGAUCUAACACAAGCGUGUGAAGAGACACUAUUCCGAAAUGUGUGUGGAGGAUAACAAAUUCAAUUUCAUUAUUUCACUUUUUUUUUUUUUUUGUUCUGAGCUCAAGUAGGAGGGUUCCGACAUCAUCAUUCGGGAAGAAAGGUGAUAAUUCAUGUUAAUCUAUGGAGAGAGAAAAUUGAUACAGAAAUGUGUUGUUUUUUAACCAAUAGACCCUCAUAUACAGGAUUGAUUGCAUUUUCAAAAUUGUGGUUGACCUUUUAAAAUUUGAAAUUAUUAUAAGGUUAAGUCAUGACUUAUUUCAGGCUUUGUUUAGCUAUUGUAAAAGGUUCUGAAAAAAGCAUGAAACAAACUGAAAUUUCAAUGUGGUCAUUGAUUUAGUCAUUGAAUUGUGGCUUAACAUUUGUCCGAUUCUCCCUAUAUAAACUUAAAACUGUUUGGAAAAAGAGGCAAAAGCAGGCUUUGAUUAGAAGCUCUUUAAAUCUUACAAACUCUUAUGUUCUCACUUCACACUCCUCCAGUUUAAAGUCUUCUAUUGGAGAUUUCUAAUACUUGAUUAUAUCAUAGCAAAGAACUCAGCAAGGAAAACACGUUGCUCUUCAUAAUGAACGGUGUGUUAGCAAAUAUAAAAAGCAGCUUUCAAAUUAUGGUUUCAGUUUUAAAGGAAAUGUUUUCCAACUCGACAUGGGCUUAUGGGGAAAAAGCAAAUGCCAUCCUUGGCAGCAACAGUUGCAAUCAAACAUUUAGACCAUUUCCAUCAAUCCAUGGGAAGACAUUUUAGCCCACUACUCCUUCACUUUAGCCACAACAGAGUUUAUUUUUUACCAUCCUGUUUAAGUCAUACAGCAGCAUCAAGUCUGGACUUUGAUUUGAACAUUCCAAUAUCCUUAUUUUGUUUUUUUUCCUAAAUAAUAAAUCCAUUAGUAUUUUUAAUACUUUGGUGCUGAAAUCUCACUGUUAUUAUUUAAAUGCAUGCAAUGACCUCAUGUUUGAUUUAUUUAAUAUGUUCCUCAACCUGCAGUAAAUAAUGAUAAAUCCAAUAAAGCAACAAAUUGAGUAAAAUAUAUAUAAAAAAUGUCCUUAAUUUAAAAAUAGCCAAAAAUAUAUGUUAUUUUCUGAUCUGCAGCUAAAGUUAUAAAACCUAUUUUUUGGAGAAAAGCAUGCAGAACAUUGAGGAAAACUCUUGAACGUCCUAUAAAAUGACUUUAGAAAGUUAGACAUCAAUACUUUAAGAACCAUCAAGAUUUGUCCUACUAAAAUCCUAAAAAGAUGCUAGGAUUCAUAUCAAGAUGUUCUCUAAUGCAUAAAUCAGCAAACAAUAAGAACUUCUAUUGGUGCUCAAAAGUGAUUCUAGCCUUAAUUUGAGUAUUUAACAAAACACUAAUCUAUAGUAAGUAUGCCCUUGAAACAAAAGUUUUUAUACAGAUGCUAGAUGGUUUUAAUGUCUUCAGACUCAUAAGGAUUUUUUUUCCGGUGAUUGUUUAUUGUUAUAACACUUAGGAUUUUAAUAUGUUAAGCAAUUAUUUUAAAGAUAUAAAGGUAAAGAUAUUCAUGACAGAUAUGUGAAUUAUUGUUUAUAUGUAAAUAUAAAGAUUUUUCUUUUUGUUCUUGAUGUUGCUUUACUAAGAUACUAUAUGUCAGCAAUAAUAAUAAUAUAUAAACAGCUAUUUAAGCACAAAAAGCACUAUUAUGUCAAGCUAGUUUAGAUUUCCAUUAGAUGAGUGGUGGUUUAGUCGCUUACAUGGAUAUGACUAGUAAAUAUCCUCCUUAGGCAACAAUUACCUAUGUAUUUAUACCUUACUGUGUAUAACAAUAGGGCAUGGUUCAUGGCUGCCAGGUCAGCGUUGGCCUCCAUUUAAAAACAAUACUGUAGAACUAGAAGCUCAUGUGUUAUAUCACGCUAUUGAACAUGUUUGACAUUACUUGAAUAUUAAAACUUAUCACUUUUUCUCGCCUGGUUUGGAGUGGUAGAAAAUGAACACAGCCACUGAGAUGUUGCAAAGGCGAAAUUGUGAAUGUAUGUAAUACGACCUAUGAAAUCCUAUUCAAAUUAGGCACCAGGUGUUGUUAAUCAGGUGAAACACAGUGCAGAAUCUGAAGGUUUCCAUGGCAGUAUAAACAGUAGCUAUGCAUGGUUUCAGAGUGCGACUGCACUUUAGUAGUGAGCAGCCUUCUUACCUUGCAGUGUUUGUGGAAUUCUUGUGCACAUAUAAUGUUAAUUCACCUUUUGUGCCCAUUUACCUCAGAAAAUUAAAAAUUUUUUCGAAAUCCAAUAAAAAUACUACAGAAGA
Messenger RNA from Cyprinodon variegatus (sheepshead minnow), 5913 nucleotides. It is a transcript of the gene osbp2a, whose product is annotated as oxysterol binding protein 2. The transcript is spliced from 14 exons. Bases 198 to 2426 code for a protein of 742 amino acids. The record is from RefSeq and is a predicted model, not a curated record. Gene Ontology annotation, cellular component: cytosol; membrane; intracellular membrane-bounded organelle. Lineage: Eukaryota; Metazoa; Chordata; Actinopteri; Cyprinodontiformes; Cyprinodontidae. Gene Ontology annotation, molecular function: cholesterol binding.